Molecule: messenger RNA, 573 nt
Organism: Bipolaris sorokiniana ND90Pr
Lineage: Eukaryota; Fungi; Ascomycota; Dothideomycetes; Pleosporales; Pleosporaceae
Exons: 1
Coding region: 11-322 (103 amino acids)
Source: RefSeq, a predicted model, not a curated record
UACUGUGCAUAUGUUCAUGUACACAGGUACAUGUCAUCUACCGACUAACCCCUCUGCUAAUGCAUCUCAUCCAGACAUCACCCCCCCGAGUUCGCAUGCUCCUGCUCUAAACUCAGCCCUGCGCCCAUCGUCUCCGCAUCGCCCUCCCACACUGGGGAACGCCCGUGCGAGCUGGCCUUCACCGCCUCGAGCAGCCAAAGCAACCUCUGCCUGUGUCAUGCCCACGCCCACGCCCACGCUUAUGCCCUUUCUUUUUCUCGAGACCUGCCCACCAUCCCGCUGCUCCGCCAUGACCCAGCGUGUUUCGUUGACGAAGAAUUGAGACCCUGCUUUUUUUGAACCCCUUCCCUGAACCCUUCCCCGCUAAGCAUGCCAGCCCCGGACAUACGAGUCCUGCUGCCGCUGUGUGCAGCACAGUCGAUUCCUUCACCUUGAUCAUGUCUCUUCAUCGUGUCCGGCACAGGGAAAAGUACGGCCGAUUGGUUUGUUACACCACUCAACGAUUAGCGAGCGUCCUAGCUCCGAUCGAUGACCGCAUGCACUCAACCAUGCAGUCUCCCCGUCCGUCCACUA